Molecule: messenger RNA, 1961 nt
Organism: Molossus molossus (Pallas's mastiff bat)
Lineage: Eukaryota; Metazoa; Chordata; Mammalia; Chiroptera; Molossidae
Gene: SLC46A2
Product: solute carrier family 46 member 2
Exons: 4
Coding region: 74-1495 (473 amino acids)
Biological process (GO): transmembrane transport
Cellular component (GO): membrane
Molecular function (GO): transmembrane transporter activity
Source: RefSeq, a predicted model, not a curated record
CGGACGGUUUGCACUCCCGCUCUGGAGCAGCGACCACCCAGUCGGCUCCUCCAUCCCCCAUCAGAGAGACCACAUGGGCCCCGAGUCCACCUGCCCUUGCAGGGGCUACCUGACUCGCCUCCAGGUGAGGACCUGGAUUGAGCCCGUGGUGGCCUCCACUCAGGUGGCCAGCUCCCUCUAUGAUACGGGGCUGCUCCUAGUGCUGAAGGAAUCCUUAGGGGUCAGAGCCUCCAACCACAGCACCAGCUUGUCUCCCCGGGGGGCUCUAGAGGACCAGCAGCAGAAGGCCAUCUCCAACUUCUACAUCAUCUACAACCUCGUGACCGGCCUGACGCCCCUGCUGCCUGCCUACGUCCUGGGCUGGCUCAGCGACCGCUACCACCGCAAGAUCUCCAUUUGUGUGGCCCUGCUGGGCAUCCUGCUCUGCCGCCUGGGGCUCCUGUUCAAGGUGCUGUGGGACUGGCCCAUAGAGGUGAUGUACUGGGCGGUGGGGCUGAACGGGCUCUGCGGAGGCCUCUCCGCGUACUGGUCCGGGGUUAUAUCCCUGGGAUCCCUUGGCUCCUCCGAGGGCCGCCGCUCCAUUCGCCUCAUCUUUAUCGACCUGAUCCUGGGCUUGGCGGGAUUCUGUGGGAGCAUGGCCUCCGGGCAUCUCUUCCAGCAUGUGUCUGGGCAAGCCUGGCAGGGCCUGGCGCUGACAGCCUGCAGCGUGAGCUGUGCCUCCUUUGCCCUUCUCUACAGCCUCUUGGUCCUAAAGGUCCCUGUGUCAGUGGCCAAGCCCAAGGCACCCCCCACCGUGGAUACCGUGUCUGGCACAGUUGGCACAUAUCGCACCCUGGAUCCUGAUCAGCCUGACAGGCAGAGUGUGGAGGGGCACCCCCUAUCUCCUGAGAAAGCAAAGCCCCAUAAAUCCAUUAUUGUCCUGCUCUUUCUGGGUGCCAUACUUUAUGACCUGGCAGUGGUGGGCACAGUGGACGUGAUGCCCCUGUUCGUGCUAAGGGAACCGCUCAGUUGGAACCAAGUGCAGGUGGGCUAUGGUAUGGCUUCAGGAUACAUCAUCUUCAUCACCAGCUUCUUGGGCGUCCUGGUCUUCUCCCGCUGCUUCCAGGACACCACCAUGAUCAUGAUUGGGAUGGUCUCCUUUGGAUCGGGAGCCCUCCUGUUGACUUUCGUGAAAGAGACAUACAUGUUCUACAUUGCUCGAGGCCUCAUGCUGUUCGCUCUCAUCCCUGUCACAACCAUUCGAUCGGCAAUGUCCAAACUUAUAAAGGACUCCUCCUAUGGAAAGGUGUUCGUCAUCCUGCAGCUGUCCCUGACUCUGACCUGGGUGGUUACCUCCACGAUGUAUAACAAGCUCUACCAGCUCACCAUGGAGAAGUUCGUGGGUACCUGCUUCGCGCUCUCCUCCUCUCUCUCCUUCCUGGCCAUCGUUCCGAUUGGCAUCGUGGCCUAUAAACAAGCCUCAUGGUUGAAACAUGCAGACAUCCCGGGGACAUGAAGGUGCUGACCCGCAGGAGGUGAUAACACCAGCAGUGGCCCCUCGGAAAACCACGGGAGGGACCAGGAACUGGUGACCAAAGCAGCCCACUACCCAGAAACCUGAGUUCCAGCCAGAGUCAGCCUCAGAAUCAGCUGCUCUGGCUCAGGGGUCCCUGGGGGCGGGGAAAGCGUUUUCCUGGGGAUGGAAGAACUGUGUCAGCUUUCAGACACCCUGACAGGCAGAGGUUAGGCUCUGCGGGCAGCAGACUGUGACCUUUAAUGGUUUAUAUUCAAGCUGCGUGCACAGCCGGGCCAGACGCUACAGGGAGCUUCAGACAGAGGCGCCUUUUCUUCCAGAAAUUGUCUUCCGGGCUCCAAGGUGUGGCUCAGUAGUCACCUGGGUGCGGUGCUAGGAGUCCCGUGUGGGAUGCAAACCCGCGGGGGACGUGGAAGGGGUGUUUUGUAAGAACUGCCAACAGUGAACA